Messenger RNA from Racocetra fulgida, 1418 nucleotides. The record is from the annotation of a GenBank genome assembly. Lineage: Eukaryota; Fungi; Glomeromycota; Glomeromycetes; Diversisporales; Gigasporaceae.
AUGAAGAUCAAUUAAAAAUCGCGAUGUUACUUUCCACAGAUUGUUCGUCUUCUCCUGAAAUAAAAAGCAAAUAUUUUACGACCGAAAGUGCUUUUUCCAGUAAGCAAAAUGUAUUGACACUCGAGGAAAGACGUCUAAAGAAGAAGCGGAUGCUUGCGUUAACACCUAAAAAAACUAUUGAUACAAAUUCAUCCUUGUCGGAUUCAGUACAAAAUCAACUUAGUAAUAAUAGUAAUAAGGUAGUGCCAACAAUUACUAUGAUUGAUUCAGAUAAUGAAGAAAACACAACACAAAAUGUUCCCGAGCAAAUUGACGUGAACAAAGUGUCCAACACAAACAGCUUUGACUUUCAGCUUAUGAAAUUGGAUUCAUUUAGUUCUGAUAAUUCGUUCAGUUCGGAUUAUUCUUAUGAAAAUAACAAUCUGCAAUCUAUUCAGCAAACAUCGGUUAACAAAAAUAACAUUUUGCCAACUAGCAAAAAACCAUCAACAAAGUCAAAUCGUCGUGCUAAGGAUGAUCUUUCACAGCCUUGCCUGUGUGUUAUAUGUGGUAAAGAUCUUACAGGUUUUAAUAUUGUUACGCGGGAAACACAUUUAAAUAGGUGUCUUGACGAUAUUGAAAAGCAAGAGAAUGAAAAGCAAAAAGGGAUUAGGACAAAUCAGCAUAAGCAAGUAAAAAAACCUAUUUCAUCUUCGGGUGAUAGAAUGUUUAUUGAUAAUGAUUGCUCGUGGUUCUCUCUUGUUACAAGUUGCCCAUGUUGUUUAAAAAGUUUUCCGGGUAAAAGCAAGACUGCGAAAAGUAAAAUCACGCAUAUGAAAAGAUGUGGCAAUAAGCAAAAAUUUUCUGCAACAAAAAUACUUUCUUUAUUGAAAGAGAUGAAACAAAAACUAGUUACUACAUUUGUACCUGUUAUGGCAGAGAAUUCUGCGGUACGUGUUAAAGACACACAAUUAACAGAUUAUUUUACCUCGGUGCCAAAAAAAGAGGACCUCGUUGCAACAAAACCAACAGCGAUUGUUUCACAAACAUAUUCAGUUUCAGCACUCGAGGGAACAGAUCAGGAUGAUGAUUUCAAAAGUAAUGUUAUUAUUACGUCGAUUUCAACAGUUGAGACAAUCGGAAAAAGGAAAUUCAGAGAAGACACCGAUGAUGACUUUAGAGUUGCAAAAGUUUUGUCAAAAUCCAUGAUGCCUCAAUAUAUAAAUCAAAAAAAGAAAUUUGUGUAUGAUCUUGACACUACACCGAUUCUUGCACCGGCUGAAAAAAAUGAGAAUGGAAAUGGUAUUGCUCGAAAGAAAUCGACGUCUUUGUGGGAAAUACAAGCAAUUGGCGGACCUGAUAGUCAAUUGUUAGAUGAUGAUUAUAUGACUGAUAUGUUAAAAGAAUGGGUCUUCAAAUAUGAGGCGAGCAUUUUAUAA